AGCCCGUCGGCUCCAGUAAAUGUCACAGUCAAACACCUGAAAGCCAACUCAGCCGUUGUGACUUGGGAUGUUCUGGAAGAUGAAGUUGUCAUUGGAUUUGCGAUUUCCCAACAGAAGAAGGACGUGCGGAUGCUGCGCUUCAUCCAGGAGGUGAACACCACCACCCGCUCCUGUGCCCUCUGGGACCUAGAGGAGGACACUGAGUACAUUGUGCAUGUCCAGUCCAUCAGCAUCCAAGGCCAGAGCCCUGCCAGUGAGCCAGUCCUCUUCAAGACCCCCAGGGAAGCUGAGAAACUAGCCUCUAAAAAUAAAGAUGAGGUGACCAUGAAGGAGAUGGCGAAGAAAAACCAACAGCUGCGAGCGGGGGAAAUUCUCAUCAUUGUUGUGGUGUUGUUUAUGUGGGCAGGGGUGAUCGCCCUGUUUUGCAGACAGUACGAUAUCAUCAAAGAUAAUGAGCCAAAUAACAGCAAGGAGAAAGUCAAGAGCGCCUCGGAGAACAGCACUCCCGAGCACCAGAGCGGAGGGCUCCUCCGCAGCAAGUUUCCAAAAAACAAGCCCUCAGUGAAUAUCAUUGAAGCGUGACAGCCUGCCACCUGAUAGAUGGACUCCAUUCCUCACUCUCACUUUCUGCCUCUGAGCCUUGAUGACUAGGGAGGUGAAAUAUUGUUGGAGCAAUUUGG
Molecule: messenger RNA, 680 nt
Organism: Antrostomus carolinensis (chuck-will's-widow)
Lineage: Eukaryota; Metazoa; Chordata; Aves; Caprimulgiformes; Caprimulgidae
Gene: FNDC5
Product: fibronectin type III domain containing 5
Exons: 5
Coding region: 130-582 (150 amino acids)
Biological process (GO): positive regulation of brown fat cell differentiation
Cellular component (GO): extracellular region; plasma membrane
Molecular function (GO): protein binding
Source: RefSeq, a predicted model, not a curated record